This is a messenger RNA of Plasmodium cynomolgi strain B, 1185 nucleotides long. Its product is annotated as dolichyl-diphosphooligosaccharide--protein-glycot ransferase putativeputative. The record is from RefSeq and is a predicted model, not a curated record. NCBI's taxonomy places the organism in Eukaryota, Apicomplexa, Aconoidasida, Haemosporida, Plasmodiidae. The transcript is spliced from 2 exons. Bases 1 to 1185 code for a protein of 394 amino acids. Gene Ontology annotation, cellular component: oligosaccharyltransferase complex; endoplasmic reticulum membrane.
AUGACUACCUUAUCGGGAGAGGAGAGGCCUUUCCGAAGGUAUGUGAACAGCUUCAGAGAAAAAAAGAAAAACGUUUUUUUAAGUCUCAACAAUGUAAGAGGGAAAAUCGGGAUGCAGUUCUUAACACAGUUGCAUGUUCAGUUGUAUGGGAGUGGGUCCUAUGUGAAGGACCCCUUUGGAAUGGCAUCAUCACGAAAGGGGGUGGAUAUGCCUGAGGAGAAAAUCAACCUGGGAAACGCCUUCUACACAGGAGAAAUAAUACGAGACACACCAAUCGUUGUUAACCCUUCCGAGGGGAACAAAAGGAAACGUUUACUCUUCCAAGGAACAGCACAUGUCAUGAUGGGAAAAACAAAAAACAUUCUCGAAAUCGUAACGUGCACACAGACAUGCCUGUUGUGCGACAAAAAUGGAAAUGUGGUGAAAAAGGCAAAACAGGGAAGGGACUUAACUUUAGUGUCUUCCAGCCAGUGGGACAAUAACUCACGAUUUGUUUUUUCCUCGUCAAGUGAGAUUUUUUCGGAUCUUUUUUUUCACACAAAUGGGGAAAAUAAAAAAUUCGCUCAGGAGGUAGUUGCGUGGAAUUUUAAAAAGAGCGGCAUCGUCCGGUACGAUAAGUUUAAACUGUACAGAGGGGGAGGAAAAAUAGGCCACGCAGCGGGAGACCUCUCACGGGGAGACCGCUCAGGGGAAGACCUCUCACGGGGAGACCGCAUAGGAGCCACUCCCUUUUUCGCGAACGAUUUGAUCCACCUGUCUAUCGACCUAUACGAACUGAAGAACAACUUCUGGGUCCCCCUCAAACGGAGGGACAUUCAGUACGAACUCGUCAAAAUGGAAAUUCACAGAAGAGAUUUUUUAAACCUGUACAAGAAUGAAGAUAGUCCAACGUACUACAAAAAUUUUGAUUUGCCAAACGAACAUGGUGUGUAUAAAAUAAAAAUAUAUUUCCGCAGAAAAGGAUACAAUGUCUUAAAUUUGCAUUUUUUUUUGCCCGUUCGAUCUUCACUGCAUUAUGAUAAAAACAAAAGAGUGCACUUUUCUUUUUAUCCAUUUUAUACGUACAUUUAUAUGUCUCUUUUUUGUUUUUUUAUUUUCAUUUUGGUCAUUCUGUUUGACGAUUCGGAGGUGCCUGCGGAGGAUCGCGGUGGACGCGGCCACGGCAAGAAGGACAAAAUGGACUAG